Molecule: messenger RNA, 610 nt
Organism: Leucoraja erinaceus (little skate)
Lineage: Eukaryota; Metazoa; Chordata; Chondrichthyes; Rajiformes; Rajidae
Gene: glrx
Product: glutaredoxin (thioltransferase)
Exons: 3
Coding region: 98-415 (105 amino acids)
Source: RefSeq, a predicted model, not a curated record
CGCAUUGAAUUUGCAACUCCUCCCAUUGCUCAAGAACUCAAAGAAGAAAGACAGUUGUGUUCGGUGCUGAGUCACUGAAUUGACAGGGCAAAGGAGAAUGGCUCAGGAGUACGUGGACACCAAAAUUCAGGCGGACAAAGUGGUUAUUUUCAUAAAAGAGUCUUGUCCUUACUGUGUACAGGUCCAGGAUGUGCUGAACAAAUAUGAUUUCAAACAAGGCAAGCUGGAGAUCCACGACAUUACCGGCCAUGCCGACAUGAAAGCGAUCCAAGACUACUUUCACAAUAAAACAGGAGCCAAGACGGUACCUCGUGUGUUCAUUGGGACUGAAUGUGUGGGAGGUGGUUCAGACGUUAAGCAACUGCACGACAAUGCUGUGCUGAAAGACAAGCUGAUUGCCAUUGGUGCCAUAUAGUCCCAGUCUCAAUAGGUAUCCAAGGACAGUUCAAGAAACCAUUACAUGAGAAUACAACGAGAUCUCCCAGAGUGAAUGUGAUGCCUGUAUUCAGUCAAUUCCUGCAAGUAAGAACUUGAUGGCCAUCUAUGACUUUCCACAAAAGCUUCUUCUUCAUCUGCAUGUGAAUACAAUAAAGAAGAAUGGAAUUAACAA